AGUAAUGAUGGUAUUUACAAUCCAGACUGGGAGGACAGUGGUAUCUUCAAAGCCAGGCAGUGCAGUCAGACCAAUGCUUGCUGGUGUGUGAACACUGCUUGAGUGAGAAGAACUGAAAAGGGUGACAGAAACCUCAGUGGUGGUGAACUGAUGAGAACAAACUGGAUCUACAUGGAGCUGAAGCACAAAAGGUCCAGUGCCUUCGAUGGUCCCGAUGUAGUGAAUGCCUUGAAACAUCUGUUUGAGAGCUGACGCAAACUGCACCCCAAGGACAUCACAGCCAGUAAGUAUGUGUUCCCAAUUAUCCCAAUCCACCUGACCCAGCAUGAGAAACCCAGGUGUGUUGUGGAUAUAGCUGAUGUAGCCUAUUACUUGGAAAAAGUUAUAAAAGAUGACUCCAUAUUUCAUUCUAUCAGUGCAUGAACUGCCUGUGUCAACAGAGAUGCUCUGGAUGUUGAAAAUCUACAAAUUUACUACGUUGGUGAAAAGCCACUGCACUUUUGUAUACAGGAGCUGGGAGCUGGCUUUGGUGGUGUGGGGACAGUGGUGAUGCUGACUGCUGGCAUGGGCAUUGCUGUGCUGGCUCUUCUGAGGUGGCUGAGGACAAGAAAAUAUGAGAAAGGUGAGAUUAAAGAAAUGGCUGAAACAGGAGCAUUGAGCUUGCAGCUCUGGAAAAGGAAAG
Molecule: messenger RNA, 682 nt
Organism: Nestor notabilis (Kea)
Lineage: Eukaryota; Metazoa; Chordata; Aves; Psittaciformes; Psittacidae
Product: epithelial cell adhesion molecule-like
Cellular component (GO): membrane
Source: RefSeq, a predicted model, not a curated record